CUCUCGGCUCAGACUGCCGGACUCGGCGCUCUUCUCGCCGGCCGCCUUGGGAAUCGCCGGCUGCCACCGCCCAGCUCGCACCCGCUGGCCCCCCAGUGCUUGGGCACCUGUUGGAGGCGCAGAGACAGCCAGGGGUGCUGCAUGAGGGGCCGCAGGGGCGACCGCAUGACCAUCAACAUCCAGGAGCACAUGGCCAUCAACGUGUGCCCGGGGCCCAUCCGGCCCAUCCGCCAGAUCUCUGACUACUUCCCCCGCCGGGGACCAGGACCUGAAGGGGGUGGCGGGGGCUUCGGAGAGGCUCCUGCUCAUCUGGGCCCCCUGGCCCUGGCACCCCCUGCAGCCCUCCUUGGGGCCACCACGCCCGAGGAUGGAGCUGAGGUGGACAGCUAUGACUCGGAUGAUACCACCGCCCUGGGCACGCUGGAGUUUGACCUUCUCUACGACCAGGCUUCCUGCACUCUGCACUGUAGUAUCCUCAGGGCCAAGGGCCUCAAGCCCAUGGAUUUCAAUGGCCUGGCCGACCCCUACGUCAAACUGCACCUGCUGCCUGGAGCCUGCAAGGCCAAUAAGCUAAAAACUAAGACUCAGAGGAACACGCUGAAUCCCGUGUGGAAUGAGGACCUGACGUACAGCGGAAUCACAGAUGAUGACAUCACCCACAAGGUGCUCAGGAUCUCCGUCUGUGAUGAAGACAAGCUGAGCCACAACGAGUUCAUCGGGGAGAUCCGUGUACCCCUCCGCCGCCUCAAGCCUUCACAGAAGAAGCAUUUUAACAUCUGCCUUGAGCGCCAGGUCCCGCUGGCUUCACCCUCUUCCAUGUCUGUGGCGCUGAGGGGCAUCUCCUGUUACCUGAAGGAGCUGGAGCAGGUGGAGCAGGGGCCUGGGCUGCUGGAAGAGCGCGGGCGCAUCCUGCUGAGCCUCAGCUAUAGUUCUCGGCGCCGCGGGCUGCUGGUGGGCAUCGUGCGCUGCGCCCACCUGGCUGCCAUGGACGUCAACGGCUACUCUGACCCCUACGUCAAGACGUACCUGAGGCCAGACGUGGAUAAGAAAUCCAAGCACAAAACACGUGUGAAGAAGAAGACUCUAAACCCGGAAUUUAAUGAGGAGUUCUUCUACGAGAUGGAGCUCUCCACUCUGGCCAGCAAGACUCUGGAAGUCACAGUCUGGGACUAUGACAUUGGCAAAUCCAACGACUUCAUCGGUGAGGGAGGAGCCUGCUGGGUGGUGCUGAUGGAGGGCAGCCCGGCAGGGAGCCCGGCCCUGAUCUUGCCUGCCUCUACUGCCCGCAGGUGGCGUGGCCCUGGGGCCAGGCGCCCGGAGAGAGGCCCGGAAGCACUGGAGCGACUGUCUGCAGCAGCCGGACGCAGCUCUGGAGCGCUGGCACACCCUGACCAGCCAGUUGCCCCCGGCGGCCGGAGCCCUGCCCUCAGCCUGAGCAGGACAGCGGCCGCCCAGCACAGGGCCCUCAGGGCUGGGCCCAGUAGGCAGCCUUCGCACGAGUGUGUUGCACGUUUACACGGGGUGGAGGCCCCACCCCGCACUACUUGUCUUGUUUCGUGUCUCCGUGACCGUGGGUCUGUCUUCUUGUGAGGGACUGUGGAGAUCUAUAUUCACAUAUGCAAACUUCCUCCUGCCUGACUCGCUACAACAGACAAAUAUGCAAACCACCCAUCCAGAGCACACCUGCAGGGGGGAUCCCACAGUGCCCCUGCCCCAAGGACCCGGCUGCUGCUCCUCUCUCCUGCCUCUCCAGGCUGCCCGGCCCCCUCCCCUCCAGGGAGGAGGUCGGAUUGGGGGGGGUUUGGAGGAGGAGGUUUCCAAAAAUGAAAAUGACACACACAAAAAGAGGCACUCCUUUAAUGCAGAAUCUUCAUUAAAAAAACCACCACCACCGAGCCCUGUACAGCUGCCCUUUUAAGUGGGGGGCCACCGCAGGGUCUCUGCCUCUCUGAGAGGUGGCAGAUGCUCCUGGCCCACUCAUUUAAAUAACUGUCCCCUGGAUUGGGCUGGGAUGUGAAGGCAGGGCCCUUGCCCUCCCUGGAGAGGGCCCACGUUCUGGGGGACAUUCAUGCAUGUUUACGCCUUUUCUGAUUGUGUCAGUGGCCACAGCAUGGCAACCAGGCGUCAAUAAACGUCUCUGCGGAAGCUGGGGGCUCAUGUGUGCUGACACAGAGGGCGCUGGGCAGGGGGUCAGGCAGAGGGGUUCACUCCGGGAUGUCGAUCACCAGGUCAUCAUCCCCGUCCAGGGCGUCGUCCCCGCUGCCUGCAUCGCUGAACAUCUGCCGAGGGACGG
Messenger RNA from Lagenorhynchus albirostris (white-beaked dolphin), 2293 nucleotides. RefSeq names its product double C2 domain alpha (gene DOC2A). The transcript is spliced from 10 exons. The record is from RefSeq and is a predicted model, not a curated record. Lineage: Eukaryota; Metazoa; Chordata; Mammalia; Artiodactyla; Delphinidae. Bases 142 to 1590 code for a protein of 482 amino acids. Gene Ontology annotation, cellular component: membrane.